Molecule: messenger RNA, 1893 nt
Organism: Penicillium diatomitis
Lineage: Eukaryota; Fungi; Ascomycota; Eurotiomycetes; Eurotiales; Aspergillaceae
Exons: 5
Coding region: 1-1893 (630 amino acids)
Source: RefSeq, a predicted model, not a curated record
AUGUCCACCCCUAUCAAGGAUGUCCUGCAACAAGCCGCGAGCCCAUCUGACACUAAGCGUGAGCUGGCCGACAACCCCAGUGGACAAACUCUCCAGCGAAUCUCGGCUUGCGGCAACGGGCAGACCGUGGGUGAUGAAGGACCUGCUACGCCACCCCCGAAAGUAGGCAGUGUAUCCGUGAAGAGUGACGCCACCGAAGAAGGUGAAGUCAGAGACGUCCCAGUCUCGCAGGUCUCACGGGAUCGGUCACUUAUGGGCGACAACGUGAGCUAUGGAAGCUCUCCAAGCAAGGCGAGAGGUGGUGCAAGCAAGACGUUGGCGUCGAGCCCGAGUGGCUGCAAUUCCAGAGCUCUGCCUUCAACGCCAGUCCGUCAGCUGGCAACUGGUCCCAGACUGGCAGACAUUCCACAGGUCGACGUGAACGAUCCGAGUUUGGAUUAUCAGGGCCAGCUCACACUCGGUGCCCUCGACGUGGACAGCUUGCCUGACAAGGCUGUCCUGUUUAUUUUCAACAUCUUCUGCCUGGCCGGUCGUCUGUCGGCACGGCUCACGCUCAAGUACACGUCCUCAGAUUGUCGGCAGAUCUGGGCACGCUUGCAGCUCUGGGGCCACACAGUCUACUCUGGCCAUCGUGAGUCUGCAUAUGAGGCAGCAGUGGAAGCCUAUCGACUGGCUCUGAAGGCACUUGCGGGGGAGAACCCCAAUUGGCUCGUUCCCCCUAAGCCUUCGCAUUUCCCACCAGAAACCUCGCAGAAGCUCGGCGAAUCUCGCUGGAAGUGGAAGAAGCUUCUUCAAGAGUUCGUUGACCAGGCAGGCAUGGACAAAUUUGUGUACGCCUGUGGAAAGAAGAAGCUCUUCGUCUUUGGCCGCUCCUACCGGUCUGUCUUCUUGUCUGGGGCAACUGAGCCCGAAGUCGAGAGAGUGGCUCGAGGCACCGAGAGGGCAGCAUAUGACGUUGAGAGAGCGGCCCAUGAAGCCCUCUUCGAGCGCUUGGUCAGUGACAGAAUUGACACGAGUGCCAUCCUGCCUGCAGACUCUCGGCUGGCGUUUUGCGAGCCUAGUCGUGCUCCUGCCUCUCGACUGCUGAAGCUGCCCGAGCCUGCUCGUCCUGUGGCCUCCACUGCCCACGAGACCAAGUCCGAUGUUGCAGUCUCCACGGGCCCAGAUAACCCUCCUUUGCGUGCUGCAGGCUGGAGCAAGCUCCAUGUCCAGGAGCUUGCAAAGAUGAACCCUACAGGCAGGCUCCGGCGAAAAGCCAAAAGUUCCGGUAAAGGUAGUGGCAAAGGUGGUGACAAAGACGGUGGGAAAGCCAAGAAGCUCAUUGACUCGUGGCGGCCUUCCCAGUCCGCCGACGUAGCGCCGGCCGAGCGUCGUGGCGAGCUGUUCAUGGUGCAUGACAAUGUGCCAUCGAAGCCCUGGGUCGAUCGCCACCUGCCAAGCGUCGUCGGGCCGAGAGCCCCCGGGAAGCUGGAAUCUCCAGUGGAGGUUCUCGAGCGGGUCCAGGAACAGGUUAGGGCUCUGGGCCCAAGGCGUGGGGUACCCCAUAGAAAGGUCAUGGAUGUCCUAUGCCGCGAGUUCGUCAUCAACUGCCCCCGCUUCGAAGUGACGAGCGAGUCCACAGGGACCAAGGUGCGCGCCUACUUUCUCCAGCACGCACCCCUGUUUGGCUCAGAGGACCCCAUCACCCUGUGCACGCUUCCGGUCGGUGUGAAUGGUGAGAUGGCCCAGUCAAUCGGAGUGAAGAGAGUCAUUCUUCUUCUCCUCGACACCUUUAAGGAAAAGGUGCCACCGUAUGAGCUACGGGCUUGGCAGGGUCGCCUGCAGUUCCUGCUAGAUUUGGAGGCUGAAGUUGGCCGAAACCUCCAAAAGCAGACUGAAAAGGCUAGAAGAUGA